AUGCUCUUCCAACAUACAGCCAGGUUCCUUGGGCGUCCGGCCCAUCUCUCAGGCCAUCUGACUGCUGCCGUGAGCCGACGGAGCUGGGCCUCCACGCCGGCGCGAUUCAACGCCGCGCAGAACCCGAGUGCCUACCGGGAAGGGAUGUCAAGAUACAAUUUCUUUGCCCGUCCCUUCGGGAAGGUCUUUCUAGGAGCCGUGCUGACGUACCAGAUCAUCUACUGGACUUGGCUGAAGCUCGAGAUGGAUGAGUCCAAGCUAGAAAAGAAUGAGGAAAUCACCAGCCUGGAGAAGCAGGCCCGAGAAUUGGCCGCUGCCCAGCAGAAAUAA
Molecule: messenger RNA, 330 nt
Organism: Penicillium macrosclerotiorum
Lineage: Eukaryota; Fungi; Ascomycota; Eurotiomycetes; Eurotiales; Aspergillaceae
Exons: 3
Coding region: 1-330 (109 amino acids)
Source: RefSeq, a predicted model, not a curated record